GUUUGAAUGUGUUUAGAUAUACCAUAGACAAAAAUCUCUCGGUGCGGAAGAGAGAGAGAGAGAGAGUGAGAGAAGGACAAGGAGGAGAAGAAGAAGGAAGAAGAAGAUAGAAUAGCGAUGGAGCAGGAAGAGCACGAAGUCUACGGUGCUGACAUUCCCGAUGAAGAGGUUGACAUGGAUGCCGACAUAGAUGCUGAACAUCAAGAAGGCGAUGAAGAACUCGCAUCCAAUCACACCACCAAGGAAUUGGAGGAUAUGAAGAAGAGGCUGAAAGAGAUCGAGGAAGAAGCUAGCGCCCUUCGCGAAAUGCAAGCUAAGGUUGAGAAAGAGAUGGGCGCUGUUCAAGAUCCUGCUGGGUCUUCUGUGUCUCAAGCUGAAAAGGAGGAAGUGGAUGCUAGAUCUAUCUAUGUCGGUAAUGUUGACUAUGCAUGCACACCUGAAGAAGUCCAACAGCAUUUUCAGUCCUGUGGUACUGUGAACAGAGUCACAAUAUUGACAGACAAAUUUGGUCAACCGAAAGGAUUUGCUUAUGUAGAAUUUGUUGAAGCUGAUGCUGUUCAGAAUGCUCUCAUUUUAAAUGAAACUGAAUUGCAUGGCCGACAGCUGAAGGUGUCUGCAAAACGUACUAAUGUUCCUGGAUUGAAGCAGUACGGAAGAAGACCUGCUGGUUUCCGCGGUAGGAGGCCUUUCAUGCCUGCACCAUUCUUUCCACCAUAUGCUUACGGAAGGGUUCCGAGAUAUAGAAGACCCACCCGAUACCGGCCAUACUAGUUCUUAUUCUCAACUUAAUAGGCGGUUACAUCUUUAUUAUAAAGGACAGAUCACUAUUAGUUUGUGCCAUUAUAAUAAUGUUUAUUUGAUGGAGCAAGAACAUGAAGCUUCUUUUUACACAGGAAGUUAAAUGCCCUUAACUGUUAAGGAUGUACAUGUACUAUAUCGACAAAGUAGGUUGAUCGCCUCAUUUUCCCCGAGUCCUUGAGGUUUACCUGUGCAAUAGCGGAGGCAACUAUGCAGGGAAAAUUCUCAAUAGUUUACUAAGUUUAUCGGUUUGAACUACUAGAUUAAACUAUUCAGUUCAAUGUUGGUUUUGUUGUCUUUUUAUUUUCAGAAAUUUAUAUGAAUUUCGGUGAUCGAAUUGGUUAUGUGCUGUCGGAAUCAAUUUUUAAAGUUAGUUUGAAGUAGGUUUACUGUGGCUUAUAUUAA
Molecule: messenger RNA, 1203 nt
Organism: Medicago truncatula (barrel medic)
Lineage: Eukaryota; Viridiplantae; Streptophyta; Magnoliopsida; Fabales; Fabaceae
Product: polyadenylate-binding protein 1
Exons: 6
Coding region: 118-771 (217 amino acids)
Molecular function (GO): poly(A) binding
Source: RefSeq, a predicted model, not a curated record